Molecule: messenger RNA, 2105 nt
Organism: Sesamum indicum (sesame)
Lineage: Eukaryota; Viridiplantae; Streptophyta; Magnoliopsida; Lamiales; Pedaliaceae
Product: T-complex protein 1 subunit theta
Biological process (GO): protein folding
Molecular function (GO): ATP hydrolysis activity; ATP binding; ATP-dependent protein folding chaperone
Source: RefSeq, a predicted model, not a curated record
UCAAUUCCAGGAUUCGGGUUCGAAAAGGAUCCAGAGACAUACAGCGGCGAGGCGCGUUAUAACUGUGGGGGUGCUUUUCUAGGGCUUUCAUGCCACUUCCAUUCUUUUUCAUACUACCAGUAAUAGUAACUCAUCUCUGCUCGCGUCCCUUCAGUUUCUCAGUGUCUACCUUUUAGACAACUCCUUUAGGACAAAUUAACUUUACUCAAAGCUCGAUCGGAGAUAAAAUGGUAGGAUUUUCGAUGCUCCCGUAUGGGAUACAGUCAAUGCUGAAAGAGGGGCACCGGCAUCUGUCGGGGCUGGACGAGGCGGUGCUGAAGAACAUCGACGCCUGCAAGCAGCUCUCAACCAUUACGCGCACGUCCCUCGGCCCCAAUGGUAUGAAUAAGAUGGUUAUCAAUCAUUUGGAUAAGCUCUUUGUCACAAAUGAUGCUGCAACAAUUGUAAAUGAGCUGGAGGUUCAGCAUCCUGCAGCCAAAAUCUUGGUUCUGGCUGGGAAAGCACAGCAAGAGGAAAUUGGGGAUGGAGCCAAUUUGACUGUUUCAUUUGCUGGGGAACUUCUUCAAAAUGCCGAGGAACUCAUUCGAAUGGGAUUGCACCCUAGUGAGAUCAUAAUUGGAUACACAAAGUCAAUUAAUAAGACUGUUGAGAUAUUGGAGGAAUUGGUUGAAAAAGGUUCUGAGAAUAUGAAUGUGAGAAAUAAAGAUGAAGUAAUUUCACGAAUGAGGUCUUCAGUAGCCAGCAAACAAUAUGGCCAAGAGGAUAAGUUAUGCCCUCUCAUUGCUGAGGCUUGUAUACAAGUUUGCCCGAAGAACCCUGCAAACUUCAAUGUGGAUAAUGUGCGAGUUGCAAAGCUUUUGGGUGGAGGUUUGCUUGAUUCCACAGUAGUUCGGGGUAUGGUGUUGAAGACUGAUGCUGUUGGAACUAUCAAGAGAGUGGAAAAGGCCAAGGUUGCUGUGUUUGCUGGGGGUGUUGAUACAACUGCAACAGAGACGAAAGGAACCGUUCUUAUUCAUAGUGCUGAGCAGCUUGAGAAUUAUGCAAAGACUGAAGAAGCUAAGGUUGAGGAGCUAAUCAAAGCAGUUGCAGAUUCAGGUGCAAAGGUCAUUGUUAGUGGAGCAGCUGUCGGGGAAAUGGCAUUGCACUUUUGUGAACGUUACAAGCUCAUGGUGUUAAAGAUCAGCUCCAAAUUUGAACUACGACGAUUUUGCCGCACCACUGGUGCAGUUGGUCUUUUAAAACUCAGUCAGCCGGAUCAAGAUGACCUUGGAUACGUUGAUUCUGUUUCAGUGGAGGAAAUAGGCGGGGCUAGAGUUACAAUUGUAAAAAAUGAGCAAGGUGGAAAUUCUGUUUCCACUGUUGUGCUGCGAGGAAGCACUGAUAGCAUAUUGGAUGACCUUGAAAGAGCAGUUGAUGAUGGUGUAAAUGCAUACAAGGCAAUGUGCAGGGAUAGUCGGACAGUCCCUGGAGCAGCAGCUACUGAAAUUGAAUUAGCUAGAAGGCUGAAGGAAUUUUCUUUCAAAGAAACUGGAUUGGAUCAGUAUGCAAUUGCGAAGUUCGCUGAAAGUUUUGAAAUGAUACCUAAGACAUUGGCUGAGAAUGCGGGGCUUACUGCGAUAGAAAUUAUAUCAUCUUUAUAUGCUGAACAUGCAUCUGGUAACACCAAAGUGGGCAUUGAUUUGGAGGAAGGCGUCUGCAAGGAUAUCUCUACCAUGAAUAUAUGGGAUCUCCACAUCACCAAAUUCUUUGCCCUAAAGUAUGCUGCAGAUGCUGCAUGUACUGUCCUGCGAGUAGAUCAGAUCAUAAUGGCAAAACCAGCUGGUGGUCCAAAGCCCCCACCUGCUGGGAUGGAUGAGGAUUAAGUGUCUGGUUGCAAGAUUUUUUCUCCAGAUCUUCUAUUACCCUGCUCUUAUGAGCAUGAUCAUUCUAGACUUUGUUACUUUGUAUAUGUGUUGCCCUUCGGCCCUUCCCUUUGAUGCCAGUUUGAUUGGCUGAAGAAAUUUUUGGAGAAACUGGAAUUGUUAGUGUUUAUUAUAUAUGCUGAUAUUUGUCCUGUUUUAUUACUUACAAUUGACUGUCUGAAAUAUGUUUUUCAGUUCUUUAAA